UGUCCCGUCAUUCUCAGAUAAAACGUUGAUCCUGUUUCAGACGGCUCCAUUUCUCUAGAGACGUUGCAGAGGCAGCAUGUUAUGAAAGGAAGAUUAUUGGACCAAAGCAGAGCAACACAUGGUUCCAGGUUGAGGUCAGGAUGGGGAACACCUCACCCAGGGUUCUGGUCUCACUCUUGCUGAACACACUGCUCUGCUGUGGACAAACUCUCGAUCCUGUUCUGACUGUUGAACCCAACUGGUCGACUUUUUAUGUUGGAGAGUUUGUUACAUUUAUCUGUGACAUGAAUGAAGGAAGAGACACUGACUGUCAAUACCGGUUAAUAAGGAAUGGUCAAGAAUUUGAUCGCUUUCAGUCAGAUAAACGUUUCAGAGUUGGUCCUCUGUAUACUGGUGAUAGUGGUGAAUUUCAGUGCUGUCGUCAAUGGAGGGUUUCACCUGACGAAAAUUGCAGUAAAACUGUCCCUGUUACUGUCUCAGAUAAACCCAGAGCCAAACUGGCAGCAGGUUCAUCAACCAUACCAGUAGGGGGCAGUGUGACACUGAGCUGCUCAGUGAAGCCCUCUGCUGGAUGGAAGUACAGAUGGUUCAGACGGACCUCAGACACUUCUUUUGUUGAAUUCAGCAGAAAUAAUGAAGAAAACAGAGAAAUCACUGUGACACAAAGAGGAAUCUAUAAGUGUGAUGGAAAGAGAGGAAAUCCCUCAUUCUACAGUCAUUCAAGCCUUGAGAACAUCAUUGAAAUAAUGUUUUCCAACAAGGUUUUUGUGACUCGACGACCAAUCUGGCCUCAGAUGUUCAGUGGUGAGUCGAUCACUCUGACAUGUGAGGUCCAGGGAGGAGAAACCACUGAGUGGACGUGUGAAUGGAAGAAAUCUGGGUCAAUAAUACACAAGACAGACAGUAAAGACUGGACUUUCAAUGUCUCUGAGUCCAGCAGUGGAAACUACAUGUGUCAGUGUAGAAGCAGAGAUGACUGGUAUUCUUCAACACAGUGGAGUGAAACCAUCAGACUCUCUGUAUCAAAUAAACCUGGAGCCAAACUGACAGCAGGUUCAACAACCAUACCAGUAGGGGGCAGUGUGACACUGAGCUGCUCAGUGGAGCCCUCUGCUGGAUGGAAGUACAGAUGGUUCAGACGGACCUCAGAUUCUUCUUUUGUUGAAAUCGGCAGAAAUAAUGAAGAAAACAGAGAAAUCACUGUGACACAAGGAGGAAUCUAUAAGUGUGAUGGAAAGAGAGGAAAUCCCUCAUUCUACAGUCAUUCAAGCCAUGAGAACAUCAUUGAAAUAAUGUUUUCCAACAAGGUUUUUGUGACUCGACAACCAAACUGGCCUCAUAUCUUCAGUGGUGAGUCGAUCACUCUGACAUGUGAGGUCCAGGGAGGAGAAACCACUGAGUGGACGUGUGACUGGAGGAGAUCUGGGUCAAUAAUACACUGGACAGACAGUAAAGACUGGACUUUCAAUGUCUCUGAGUCCAGCAGUGGAAACUACAUGUGUCAGUGUAGAAGCAGAGAUGACUGGUAUUCUUCAACACAGUGGAGUGAAACCAUAACAGUAACUGUAUCCAGUCCUGUCAUCUCUUCAUUUCCUGUGAUGUUGAUCGUUGGACCAGUUAGUGGAAUCGUUCUCAUUGUCCUCCUGCUCUUGUUGUGGCGCUGCAGACGGUCCAAAGAUUUGAGCUGCAUCAGGUCAUUUCAGUCUGAAAGCAGCAGCCAGAGGCCGACCACUAAUCAUGGAGUGAACCAGACUGAAAGUGAUUACAGCUUUCUGCUGCAUGGCACCACGUCUGUGUAUGAGACAAUCCAUAACCGUGGAGCCACUGGAAAAGAGAGACCUCCUGAUCCAGAAGAAGGUUCUGUUUACGUUAAUGUGAGACCAGAUAAUUUCAGCUCAGCAUGAAGGUCAGAUAAACACCUGAUUGAUUAGAUUGUUACUGAUCAUUUUUUCUUCAAUUAGGAAAAUUUGCUGCCACAUUCAGCAGUUCUAAUAAGAUUUCUGUUGUUUAGUUGUGAUUUCAUGAUUUUAUCUCAUCUGUCUGUUUUUUUUUUACAGAACUUUCUUAUUCUGCCAAAGAUAACAUGAUGUUUUUUAAUUAAACUAUAAUGUGGCUCCAGUUUCUGUCUUGGACUCUGGUUUAGGCUAAAUAAUAUCAUCUUUCAUUUCAUGUCUUUAUUGUCGGGUGGGUAUAUUUUACUUUUUUAAAGCAGAUGUAGCAGGUUGAGAAACAGUUUAAAAAAUAAUAAUAAUAAUUAAUACACGCCUUAUUUUUGAAUCAGAAUUGGUCUUGUCUUUUGUCUUCGUUUUUUUCUAUUUUUUCUUCUUAUGUAUAUAGACGUGUUUGUUGUGUGCAUGUAUCUUCUUGCCAGUGGGGGCGCUCUCAUGCCGCUGUGUGUCUAACAGGGAGGACGAGUUUCCUGGCUCUGCGCAUGCGCGGCUCAGAAUAAACAAGCUCUUGCCAGAGUAACAUUGUAUCAAUUUGCUUCCUCUGAUCCACAGGUAGGAUAAAAGACAACUCUUAUAAGGCCAUAAAAAAGCUUCUUUAAAAUGUUCUGUAAAUAUAUUGAGAGUAGUUUUAAAGUGUUUCGUGUAACUUGUGUUUGUGAUUUGGACAAAUUUUUACUGGGUUUUGAUCUCCGUCUGUAGAUUGUUGUUGUUGGAGCCUUUGUGAUUUUGGAUUUGUUUAAAUUACUUCAUUAGUCACUGUUAUAGGCGCCAUUGCCAUGUUGGUAUUUGGGUAAUGUUCGGUAUAAUAUUUUUUUUACUCAUAAAUUUGUAUUUUUAUGCGACAAACUUAAACUCCUUGAUAUCUGUGACAGUUAUAACUAGCAGACAUUAGUAUUUAAGAGAAUAUUUGUAUCUGACUAACGUUGGUGUUUAUUGUGUUGUAAACUGAAUGUUUUGUUCAGUUUGGUUUUGCUAAUUUAGGAUUAGAUUUUCUUCAUUUUUUUGCUAUUACGUUAUUUUAUUUGUACAUUUUGUUUUAUUUUAUUUCUUUGUGGAAACUAAAGAUGUUGUUGAUUGAAUUUGAAUUGUAUUGAAAUUGUAUUUUUUUUUAUUUGUUUGUUUGUUUUUCUUGAAUUGAAAAUGUGUGUCAGAAUAAACGAUCUCUUGCCAGAGUAA
Xiphophorus maculatus (southern platyfish) is the source of this 3125-nucleotide messenger RNA. Its product is annotated as leukocyte immunoglobulin-like receptor subfamily B member 3-like. The record is from RefSeq and is a predicted model, not a curated record. The transcript has 12 exons. Gene Ontology annotation, biological process: cell surface receptor signaling pathway. The coding region runs from base 141 to 1904 and encodes 587 amino acids. NCBI's taxonomy places the organism in Eukaryota, Metazoa, Chordata, Actinopteri, Cyprinodontiformes, Poeciliidae. Gene Ontology annotation, molecular function: transmembrane signaling receptor activity.